AUGGCGGCUCUUAGACCUCUCAUAAAACCCAAGAUUGUCAAGAAGCGGACGAAGAAGUUCAUCCGCCAUCAGUCAGACCGUUACGUCAAGAUUAAGCCAAACUGGCGCAAGCCUAGAGGUAUUGACAACAGAGCCCGCAGAAGGUUCAAGGGUCAGAUCCUGAUGCCCAACAUCGGUUACGGUAGCAACAAAGAAAACCAAACACAUGCUGCCCCACCGGCUUCAAGAAGUUCCUUGUACACAAUGUAAAGGAACUCGAAGUUCUGAUGAUGAGCAACAAGUCAUUUUGCGCUGAAAUCGCUCACAACGUCUCCUCUAAGAACCGCAAGACUAUUGUGGAAAGAGCAGCCCAGCUCGCCAUCAAAGUGACAAACCCCAACGCCAGACUGCGCAGUGAGGAGAAUGAAUAA
This is a messenger RNA of Staurois parvus, 410 nucleotides long. NCBI's taxonomy places the organism in Eukaryota, Metazoa, Chordata, Amphibia, Anura, Ranidae. The record is from the annotation of a GenBank genome assembly.